This is a messenger RNA of Brienomyrus brachyistius, 3897 nucleotides long. It is a transcript of the gene spry2, whose product is annotated as sprouty RTK signaling antagonist 2. Gene Ontology annotation, cellular component: cytosol; membrane. The record is from RefSeq and is a predicted model, not a curated record. The transcript is spliced from 2 exons. Gene Ontology annotation, biological process: multicellular organism development; negative regulation of fibroblast growth factor receptor signaling pathway; animal organ development. The coding region runs from base 426 to 1343 and encodes 305 amino acids. Lineage: Eukaryota; Metazoa; Chordata; Actinopteri; Osteoglossiformes; Mormyridae.
ACAGCGCAGCAUUUCGCACAUGUCAGUCGGCGUGUUGCGGGCGGCGUGUGAUCGGCCGUCAGCCGCCUUGCGCCGAAAUGCCUGCAGCGCCGCUUAUUUACCUGGACCGAGCCAGUCGCCGUCAUGUUUAUUCGGCGUUUCUUUGCCGUGUCUCUCUUCGUCGUGUUCGCCGGAAUUAAGGGACACUUUUCUUGAUCUAAAAAAACAAACAACGAAGUGCACGUAGAAAAUCAAGCCAAUCGCUAAGAAUGGAUCUGAGAGACACGCAUACAUGGUAUUAGAUGGUAUUAGGCGGAAAGUGUCUCUGCAUCGGAUUGCGCUGCAUCAGAGCCCGAAGGCGGCGGGUGGCGACAGGAGGCGGCGGCACGAUCACGGAGUUCAGAUGUGUUCGAUGAAUGUAAGAGGAAGCCUUCUUCUGAAUAGAGAUGGAGAGCAGAACUCCAAGUGGCAGCCAGUCCGCUGGCUUGCAGGCUGAGCUCCAUAGUGGCAGAGCUUCACAGCCUGUUGAGCUCCAUUCCAGGGACGACCUGGGGCUGCGAUUUCAGCCACUUUCCCUGAGUCAGAUCCAGACUGUCAGAAGUACCAAUGAGUACACUGAGGGCCCCAUGGUGGCACCCAGGCCUGGGAGCCGACCGGUUACCGAGCAACCAAGUGUGCACAAAGCAGAGCGAGCACAAGGCCUGAAUGAUGGGGCCCAGGACCGCUGCAUCCUGGGUGGGCCGCAACAGGACCCCCAGGAUCACUCAUCCCCCCCAGCAGCCGCUUUGGCCUGGUCCAUGAGCACCAUGAGCUCUGGUUCCCGGAACUGUCCGAGGACAAGCACCAGCAGUACGUCGUCGGGCCAGAGACUCUUGGAACCGUGUCUUGCGGAGGAGGGUGUUGAGGCCCCUGAGCGCUUGGAGGCCAAGGCGGAGAAGCUAAUGCCCGCUGGGGGUGCCGAGUCGAGCGGGCACAGGUAUGUCUGUGAGGACUGUGGGAGGUGCAGGUGUGAGGAGUGUACCAGCCCCCAGACGCUGCCCUCCUGCUGGUUCUGCAGCCACCGCUGCGUCUGCUCUGCGCAGGACGCCGUCGACUACAGCACCUGCCUCUGCUGUGCAAAGUGCCUGUUCUACCACUGCUCCACUGAUGACGAGGACGUCUGCGCAGAUGAGCCGUGCUCCUGCGGCCAAACCAAGCGCUGUGUGCGCUGGACUGCCUUGGCCGUCCUGUCUCUCCUGCUGCCUUGCAUGUGGUGUUACCUUCCGGCGAAGGGCUGCCUUAAGCUAUGCCAGAGCUGCUACGACGGCAUGAAGAGGCCAGGCUGCAGGUGUAAAGCUUGUCGACCUGUCAAGAAGCCGACAUAAGACGAGUAUCGUUUCGGUAACAGGGUCUGACCUCGCUGCAGCUCCAUUCAUGUGCUGCACGCUGGUCUGCGGCGUUCCUUAAGGAUGCAACGCAGAACACAGUGUCUUACUUGUUCCCGCGGUUUUAGAAAGGAACAGUUAUGAAAACUCUCGGAAUGUUAUUCUGACAGAUUUGAUGAAAUCUAACUAGUCCCGUCAAUCCAUGUUUGAAUAACUGAUGCAAAAUGUUUAUUAGCCAAUGACCAUUUUCUUAUAAAAGAUGUUUUAUUUUUGUAUGGUUCAACGGGCCGAAAUGCACCUUGAUUUAACAUGCAUGUGUAGUUGUGUGGAUGUAUGUCAUGUACAUAUCGUUUAAAUGUGACUCCAUGUUUUAGAUUUGACUUCUGUUUAAGGUAAAUGCAUAACCUUUCCAGUCUCCCUUAAAACAUACUUUCAAAUUGUAAAAUGAUCUAAAGAAUCUAUAUUUUCCAAAACAAAAAAAAAAUUGUUCCUAGUGUAAAAAUAUAUAUUUAUUUGAAUUAUAUUUUAAUAAUAAAAAUAUAUAUAUUUAUUUGCGUGGCAUCAUAAAAAUGCCCAUUAAAAUAUACCUUUGUAAAAAUGUUACAUUCAGUGCUGAUCUCUAUAAAAUAGAAAAUACAUUAACAUUUUGAAAUGAAAUUCUACAUACAUGUUGUCCGUGUUUCUGUUCAGUAACUCAUGAAAAGAUUACUGGGGUCUGUCAGUCAGCUAGAUUGCACUUUAAACACUUUUAUUUAAUAACCGCAAUCGAAUGAAUAACGUUUUAACAACUUCUUAGUUAGCACAGGAAAUGGGAGGAUGACAGUUUCCAAACUUUUCAGCAAAAGCAAUAAACUCACAGGUACAGAAGCAGUAUGUGCAGUGAACAAAUCCUGCAUCCAUCCUACAUGUGCACUGCAUCCCAAAUAUGUCUGUACAUAUAUACAGAGCUCACAGAAAAUCUUUGGAGGCUUGCAUAAUCCUGUAAAAAUGUUGCAAAUUUAUUGGUCUCAUAAAAAAAAGUCCAUUGACGAGCAAUAUUUAACAUACCUGCACAUAUCUUCUACACAUAUUUGCACAUUUCUUCCAUGAAUUUUAUUUUUAUAAAAUGUCUUUCUUUCUUUCUUGACAUUUUUUGACAUUCAGUUGUGCAGUGGUCACUUCGCUAUUGCAGUUGUAGUCACUGGUUCCCAGAGGGAUACUAAACACAAAUCUUUGGUGUUUUAUCUUAUUGCAAAGUUGUUGCUAAGUAAAAAGCCUCUAAUGAAAUGUGCACACAUACGCAGCACUGUGCAGAAGUCUUAGGCAGUCAUGCAUCUUCCUAUUGGUGUAAUACUUUGUCAUUGUGUCUGUCAAAGUGUGUCAGCUUAACCAUUUCAACCCCCCUCCCAAAAGUCACCCCAAUACUUGCCACAGCCGUCCAGCAUGUUUUUCACUCCACUAGCACACCUUGUAUAGCUAAUCUAUACCUUAUUGACAUUUUGAACUACAUAAAUUAGUUAAUUGCGCGAGCUUGACAUAAAAUUGGUGAAAUACUGUACAGGGAAUGACUGGGGUGGGUCUGAGGAGAGGUUUGGGAGCUGAAGCAGCCCAUGAAAUACCAGUGCGGGAGAAAAACAUUAAUGACAAUAUUUAUUGUGUCACUCUUAAUAUUCAUAUAUUCUUAUUUUAAAUUAUGUUUUUGUACUGGGCAUGUAUAAUUACUACCCAAAUAAAUGGCUUUAAACAUUUCCUUUGACUGCCUAUGACUUUAGCACAGUACUGAAGAUAGAUAGAUAGAUAGAUAGAUAGAUAGAUAGAUAGAUAGAUAGAUAGAUAGAUAGAUAGAUAGAUAGAUAGAUAGAUAAUACAUUAAAACCCAUAUGAUAACACUGUUUAAGAAUUUUCAUAAAAAGAAAUGGGAGUCAAUUCAUCAGGCGAAUUUGAAUUAAGUUGGCAUCAAGUCAGUAAUGAGACAAUACAUUUACAGUGUAUGAAGUUGCAUGUAAUAUUGAUCACAGCAUAUGGAGACUGUCCCAGAGACAAGAGAAACUCUGCAUGGGCUUGAGUUGGUUUUUCCACUGUUUUUAUUUAUGCAUUUUGUUCUGUUUGUUUGUUUGUGUGCGUGUCUGUGUGUGUCUGUCUGUGUGUGUAUGUCUGUGUGUGUGUGCGCAUGUGUGUGCGCGCAUGUGUGUGUCUGCAGGCAGAUUUGUGGCAGUACUUCAGAAGUGCAUUUUGGCAAAACUUAAUACAAUAGCUCUGUAUAGUAAUCGUGGGGGAGCCCGGACUUGGAUGAGUGCCAUUCUAAGUACGUUAAAUUGCUCUAAUCUUAAUUGUUUCCAAGCAUGUAUCUGGCAGCUACAAAGAAGAAGCAGAAGGAUUUAGCGAGCAUUCUCAUAGCUAACUUAAAGGCACAUCGCGGAGUGCCUCCGCUUUCCAGCAAGUUCCAUUACACAACCUGCGUACCAGAUGGUUUGUGUACAGACCAAAAGGUCAGCGAUCGUGCUACAAGAAUCAUUCCACAGAGAGCGGUAGUUACUGCCCGGUCUCAUUAUUAAACUAUUUAAAGAAAUGUAUU